UACAACAAAAAAUGCUUUAAAAAAUAUUCCUGCCAGAUAUGUGAGAAGUCAUAUAAAAAUCAAACCAAACUUUCACAACAUGUAAACAUUCAUAAUCCAGACAAAGCAUACAAAUGCAAUAUUUGUCUAAAGAGAUAUUCGCACUUGCAAAGUCUUCAAAGUCACGUAAAAAUACAUAUAAAUGGAAGAUGUUACGUAUGUGAAAAAUGUAGUAAAACUUUUACUAAUAAAUAUAGCUUAAAUAGGCAUAUAUUAACACAUACUGAUAAUAAAAAAUAUGAAUGUGUUAUAUGUCUGAAAAGAUUUAAUCAAAAAUCUCAUUUAGACGCCCAUAGUGUAGUACAUAAUGGUAUAAAACUUUUUCUUUGUGAUGUAUGUGGCAAAGGUUUUACACGCAAGGACACAUUGGUUGUUCAUAUUAAUUUCCAUAAAAUAAAUAACUCACAAUCAGUUAAAAGUAAGAAUACAGGACUGGCUGAUAAUUUUAUAAUUAAAAGAAAUACAAAAAUACCACUGGCUGAUGAAAUCAAUUUAAAAGAGAAACAAAACACUGGUAGUUAUGAAAUGAAUUAUGAAAAAGAAAAUUUACCAAUAAACCCUUUGAAAAGUGAAUUCUUUUUGGAUAUGAACAAAAAAAUACCUAAUUUACAUACAGAACAUAAAAAUACAAUUGAAAACCAUCAAUGUCUGCAUUGUAAUAAACAAUAUAAAAACAUAAAAUCCCUUAAACUACAUAUGAAUUUACACACUCUUUAUAACACACAUAAAUGCGAAAUAUGUUCCAAAGUUUUUACAAUAAAAAGCAAAUAUGAUAUACAUAAAUUAAGUCACUCAGGAAUAAAACUAUAUUCCUGUAACUUAUGUAUUAAAAAAUUCACAGCAAAACACUCACUUAAAAUACAUCAAAAAAGCCAUGACAGUUCCAAACCUUUUCAAUGCACUUUAUGUGGAAUAAGAUUCACUAAGAAGAGUUCACUUGACAGACAUUCUUUCAUACAUACUGGUAUGAAGCCAUAUAGAUGUGGAGUAUGUGACAAGAGUUUUAUCCAGAAAAUACAAUAUACCAACCAUGAGAAGACACACAAUGGAAACAGACCUUAUUUAUGUCAGGAAUGUGGCAAAAGUUUUAGUAGAAAAGACAGUUUAAAUGUUCAUAGAAAAAAAUCAUAAGCUUGAAAUACCACAAUGAAACAUACAUUUAUAUGCGGUUCUCACUUGCGCAGUACAGUAGGAUAGUUGUGAUGGCCAGUCAUGGAUUGUAUGGAUUUACUGAUGCCAGUUGAUUGACAGUCUAGUUAUUUAGCAAUACUGGCCAAGUGUAAACUGCGUUUUUAAAACUUUUUACAUUUAUAUAGUUCUGAAUUAAAGAAAUAUAU
Messenger RNA from Papilio polytes (common Mormon), 1376 nucleotides. RefSeq names its product zinc finger protein 12. Gene Ontology annotation, cellular component: nucleus. The annotation marks the transcript as partial. The transcript has 2 exons. Lineage: Eukaryota; Metazoa; Arthropoda; Insecta; Lepidoptera; Papilionidae. Gene Ontology annotation, biological process: regulation of transcription by RNA polymerase II. The record is from RefSeq and is a predicted model, not a curated record. Gene Ontology annotation, molecular function: DNA-binding transcription factor activity, RNA polymerase II-specific; RNA polymerase II cis-regulatory region sequence-specific DNA binding.